Stegastes partitus (bicolor damselfish) is the source of this 5719-nucleotide messenger RNA. RefSeq names its product PHD and ring finger domains 1 (gene phrf1). Lineage: Eukaryota; Metazoa; Chordata; Actinopteri; Pomacentridae. The record is from RefSeq and is a predicted model, not a curated record. The transcript is spliced from 19 exons. Bases 108 to 5369 code for a protein of 1753 amino acids.
AACCGUGGAGACUUCAAACCACUCUAAACAUACCCCACACUACUGAAUAGGUAUUUCAGAGAAAAGCUGUCAGAGAAGUUUCUCUGCUGCUGUUCUGAUGGUCAGUCAUGGAUGAAGACGACAGCCAAGAUGAGCUGAUCAACCGCAGUACAUCUCACAGCAAAGGGAAGAGAGCUGCGUUGUGGGCCAUUUCAGAUGACUCAGACGACUGUGAGGAGGAGUCAGAGGAGGGAGAAUCUGACAGUGGCGAAGAAGAAGAGGAAGAUCACGUAAAUGGAGAAGAUGAGGAGGAGGAGGAAGAAGAAGAAGAGGAGGAUGGUAGGAGUGACUAUGAGGAAGAGGAGGAAGAUGCUAAGCCCAAGGAUGGGGCUUUUGGGGGAACCUCGACUGACUUUGCAGGGUUGAGCUCAGAUGAGGACUCAGACAAGUGUCCCAUCUGCCUGAACUCAUUUACCAGCCAGCCUGUUGCUACACCAGAGAACUGUGAGCACUACUUCUGUUUCGACUGCAUCCUUGAAUGGGCCAAGAAUGCAAACUCAUGUCCCGUAGACCGGAUCUCCUUUAACAGCGUAUACUUAAGGAAAUGUUUUGGGGGCAAAGUGAAGAAAAUGAUUACGGUGCAAAAGCCUGUGAAGGAAGGUCAAGAAGAAACAGUAGAUGUGGACCUGGAACAAACCAACUGCGAAGUGUGUGGCGGCAGCGACCGGGAGGACCGCCUCUUGCUCUGCGAUGGCUGCGAUGCAGGGUAUCACAUGGAAUGCCUCACGCCUCCUCUUGACUCUGUUCCUGUGGAGGAAUGGUUCUGCCCUGAGUGUGAAGCCAACAACCGUAACUCAAGAGGUUCGGCUGAGGAGGUUAGCGACACAGACAGCCUACCGUCUACUGCUCGUCCUGCCACCAGUCGAUCGCAGGCCCGUGCUGCAGGUCCCACCAGAGCCAUCGCCCGGACCCAGCAGAGCGAGAGAGUUCGAGCUAAUGUCAACCGGCAUCGCAUCACACAGGCACGCACGUCGCAGUUGGCUCCCACGUAUCUGAUCCAGUCCACUUGGCUGGAUGAAACUAUCAACGCUGUGGUGGCUGGGCUCAACACAUCAGUGUAUAUACGGGACUUCACACCUCGUAUCCCAUCUAGCCGCAGACGCAAGACUGGAAGGCGCCGAAAGAUGAGAAGUAAGAAGACUUCUUCCGCUAAAGGUAAAGCGGCAAGCACUGGAGUCAGAAGGAGGAAACGGAAAGUAAGGAGGACUAAAUCCAAGAGGAAGCUGAUGUUGAAAAAGACACUCACUCCACGAAGCCGUAUCGCUAGUAAUCUUGGAAUUGUAAAGGACAAGAAGAGCUCUUCGCUUCCGACAGUGUACCGGCCGUCGGAGCACACGCUAAGCAACAUGCGCGCUGACAUAGGAGCCGCAUCGCUCUCUAUCUAUGGAGAUCCAUUUGAUCUGGAUCCUUUUGUGGAUCGUGAGGAGGACGACCAGCAGGUUCACGUUACAUCGCUGCUGGAGGCCAAAAGACGAGGGAUCUCCCGCUCUGCUCUGCGCUCUCAUCAGCCCGUGGCUCGACCAGUCACUGCGAGCCUUUCCAGGAGGGGUUUGGAUGUCCACCAGUCGGCGGAUGUUGUGGAAGCAGCUCCGGUGCCGGAUCUGCUGGGCAGCAUCUUAUCAGGACAGAGCAUGCUUCUGAUGGACAGCUCCGACGUCGUCAUUAAUCGAGAUGGUUCGCUUAAAGCUACAAAGCCAAUGAUGCCAUCCACUUUAGUGCCAGGUAGCAGCACAAGCAGUAGCUCAGGAGAUACCAGCACCCUCAGCCACCCGGGGAUGUCACCUAGCCUAGGAGACAGCUCUCUGCCUCUUCACCACAACGGAGAUCUGCCGGGAUCCUCCCAUAGCUCUAUGAACAGACAUUUAUCCCAGAGCUCAUCCCGCUUACCCCCGCUUCACACUCAGCCACCUCCUCACUCUGAUUUGCCACCCAGAGGACAUCCAAGUUUGCAGCAACCCCGUCCAAACCGCCCCACCACCUCUCCUGGUCCGUGGGGAACCAACGGAGUCGGAACCCGCAGGGAAGCCACCUCCAUGUCCAGCCACCACACUCCAGACUCCAGUUCUAAGAGCAGAGGAGUUCCUCCAUCACAAUCCCAACCUAAAAAAGCUCCUACAAAGCCCAUGUGGGUAGACGUGUCUGUGCUUCCUAGGAUACCAAAAAUAAAAAGGGAGGGCAGCAGUGUCACAAAUGGUGGCAGUAGUCGAGACAGUAGCAGUAGGGGAAGUAGUAGUCAUUCUGCCGCUGGUAGUAAUGGAUACGGCAUGCCGGACACGAGCAUGAACAGCCUUUCUGGGGACAAAGGAAGGCAGCAAAGUGUCGACCAGCAAAAGGGCCAAUCUGACGGUCAGGCCCAGAGGCACAGGCCCGACGGAGCAAGCUCAUCCUCAGCCUUCUCCAACUCGUUCGCUUCUUCCUCCUCCUCCUCCGCUAGCUCUAACUCCAGCCAGCCUCGGUAUUCCUCAUCUUCCUCAUCCUCAUCAACGGUGAGCUUCCGCAUUAACUCCAGUGGGAACUCCUGGCAUUCGAGACGGCUAACCGUGGCGUCGUCCUCUGCUAGUGGCGGCACAGUACAGGAACGCUGGAGAGAAAAGGAAGACGAAGCCAAAAAGAGACAGUUGCACAGAGAUAAACAAAUGCUGCUGGCAUCACGCACGCCGGUCAGUAAGGAGCAGGAAAAUAAUAUGUACGAUCCCUUUAAUCCUACUCUGUCAGAUUCAAGCAGCUCAGGCGACGAAGCCGAGAGCACGAGCUUAGAUAGCAGCUCUCGGCAAGCCACCAAUGAGAGCAAGGCUUCUAGUUUAGGACGCAAGGAGGGCUUAGUGCAAACCAAACAAGACCGGGUACAGGUGAAAACCGAAACACAGGAAACUGAAAUCUCACAGGAAGAACCAAGGAGAGCUCAGGGAACUAUACCACAGGGGGUCAGAGGCCCUGAGGUCAGUGUAAAGGUUGAGAAAGAAUCAAGAUUAAUAGACGUAAAGACUAAGAAACUAACGUUAUUGCUUGACACUAAAAUUAAGAAAGAACCAGGGUUAGAUGAUGCAGAGGAAUUAGAAAGGUGCGGUUACAAGUCAAAGAGUUAUUCAAAUUCAGAGACGGCAGAAGCCACAUCGGCUGCUCAUCACAGUCUGGAACUGGUAAAGACUGAAAGAGAGCCUCAGGAAGAGGAAAGCGAACCGUGUGCUGGGCCUCUCAAUAGAUCUCUUCUGAACUAUAAGGACGAUUCAUCAGCAUCCAGCUCUGCUACCACCAAGAAGAAACAAAAAGAAGAAACUAAAUCGGAAUCAUCGUCCUGUUCCAAGUCCCCUCUAAGAGAUUUGAGCCAUAAGAAGAAAGCCUCCAAAGACGUGAAGGAGCAACAGUCGAGCAGUUCAGAGACCGACAGAGGCAGAGGAGGUGAUCAACGUGUCUCAGGUCAGGGAGGUAGGCAGAAAGAACGGGACAAGGACAAGGAAAGGAGUUCCAGACGGUCCCGAUCUCGGGAGAGGAGAAGGGCACAUUCAACCUCCGACAGCUCUCAACCCAAUUCCCCCGAUAGGACUCGCAGAAAGAGAGAGCGAUCCCGAUCCCGAUCCAAAGAUGAGACAAGAAGGAGGCGGUCCAGGUCUGGUUCCAGCUCGAGCAGCAGGGAGCGUUCAAGGAGGAAGAAACACAAACAAAGAAGCAAGGAGAGAUACGACGACCGAGAGAAAGACCACGACAGAAGACGAGUCUCGAAGGACAAGAGACGUGGUCGCUCAAAAUCCCAGUCCAAGUCACAUUCUAGGUCCAGAUCUAGAUCCAAGGACCGUAGGCGUGCUCCAUCAAAAUCACGGUCCAGAUCCAGGGAAAGGAGGAAAGAUCACACCAGACCACAGCAUUCAUCUCUGCCCUCCCGAGACAAGGUGGAAUCGCGAUCGAAAGACAAAAGGAGGCACAGGUCUAGAUCCAACUCAAGAGAGAGACGGAGAGAAGAAGCGUCGUCCAAAAGUGUGCAGAAGACUCCAGGGUCGUGUGUUUCAUCCUCCAAAGACGCAAAGCGCUUGCAGGACAAAAAAAAAGAGAAGGAUAUAACUCAAAGCUCCAUCCAAGAGGAAAAAGUAGAUAAAAUAAAAAAGCAGGAGCCGCCCUCCAGUUCCUCUAAAGUCAAAAAGGAAAGCAAAGACCUCGGAGCAGACAACCAGGCCACGUCUACAGAACCGACGAAACCAGUAAAGGCUGGAAAAGAAAUUAAGAAAGAAAAACAAGCAUCUUUUGAUAUGUUUGAAGAUUCUCCUAUUGUUAAACUGAUUAAGAAAGAAGAAAUAGACACUCCUUGUUCGGCAGCGAGCAAAAGCAUAGAUGAGGCAACCAAAGACCCCGUUAAGACGGAGACUUGUGAAAUCAGCAUAACUAAAUCAGAGCCAGGUUCCCCAGAGUUGUGCAGCUUACCUCCUGUCACCUCAGUUUCUACAAUGACCACUCCUGUUAAAACAGAAAACCUCCAGGACACCGUCUCCCAGUCUCACCCGGUGCCGGUCGACUCCGUCAAACAAGAAAACACCGUUGAGUCGACUGUCCCUGUGAAACAAGAAGCUCAGCAACCCUCGGACUCCGACGAUGACUUCAAUGUCGAUGUGAUGCUGGACAACCUGGAUUACGUGAAGUCUGAGAACACGGAGGGGAGCGGAGCAGCCGUCAGCCAGGAGAAAGAAGAAGUGGAGGCGAAGAAUGAGGGAGAGCCGGUGUCGACUUUGGUCGGAGCAAAAUCCAAGACUCAAGUGAAGCGGGUCACGUGGAAUAUUCAGGAGCCUGAGGGGCCUCAACCGGAGAAAUCUGCAAGCAAGCUGGCUCUGUACAAGUUGAAGCUGAAGCAGGAGGGAGUUCGCAGACCCUCGUUAGCACUCCAGGCAUCCAGUCAGGACAUCACUGGAGCUGUUGGUGACUCCCCCAAGAAGGUCGCUGCUGUUGUUCCGCUCAGUGCAUCCUCCAAAUCUGAUGGCGUACAUCCUGGAGAGUUAUCAACCACCGGUCAAGGAGAGGCCGAGGAGGGGGAUUUGUCGAGGAAAGACAAGUAUUUGAAAAAGCUGCAUAUGCAGGAGAGAGCUAUCGAGGAGGUAAAGCUAGCGAUCAAGCCUUUCUAUCAGAGGAGAGACAUCAACAAGGAUGAAUACAAGGAGAUUCUACGCAAAGCUGUCCAGAAGGUGUGCCACAGCAAGAGCGGGGAAAUCAACCCGGUGAAAGUGGGGAAUCUGGUUAAGGCGUACGUGGACAAAUACAAACAUGCUAGGAAACAUAAAAAAGGAGAGGAUUCAGGGAAGGGGCAGGAGGUACAGACUGAGGCAAUGAAAACCUCUGACAGUCCGUGAGGAGGCAGGAACUACAGGCAAGGACAGACACACCCACAUUAAACCCUUGUUCAUAUGCUGUUUUACUUUGUGUCCUACCACUGGGCCUGAUCUCAAACUCCCGUGUGUAAAUGGCAAAUUUGCUAGACUUGCUCCCAGUUUCAAGAUGGAACAUUUUCUAUAAUGUCAAGCUUUCUAUCUUAAUAGUAUUUUGAGGACAAACUUUCUCCAUUGAUGACUUGAACUACACCUGUUGGUGUCUUUUGCUCGGACUGUCACUUUUUUGUGUAGUACAGCUCAGAACCAUUACGGGAGACUUUGAGGCUAUGCCUUAAGGAGGCAAAUCUCAAUCAGGUAGCUUUCUCUACGGG